This is a messenger RNA of Geodia barretti, 928 nucleotides long. Lineage: Eukaryota; Metazoa; Porifera; Demospongiae; Tetractinellida; Geodiidae. The record is from the annotation of a GenBank genome assembly.
CCGCGUGCGUUGACCCUGAUCUAUCUCUUCGUUCGUGUGUAUCUGCUGUGAUUGACUGGUUGAGGUUUUCUACGGGCAGACUGUAAGCAUGAGCAGAGUGUACGUGGGGAGAAUCUCGUACCAAGUGCGGGAGAAAGACGUGGAGCGUUUUUUCCGCGGAUUCGGUCGAAUCAAGGAUAUCAACUUGAAGAAUGGCUUUGGGUUUGUGGAGUUUGAUGAUCCAAGAGAUGCAGAUGAUGCCGUCUAUGAGUGCAACGGACGGGAACUAAUGGGUGAAAGAUAUGGACCCCCUACUAGAACUGAGCAUCGCCUUCACGUCGAGAAUAUUUCGAGUCGCGACCUGAAAGACUUCAUGCGCCAGGCUGGAGACAUCACCUAUGCUGAUGCCCACAAGACCAGAGUUGGAGAAGGCACCGUGGAGUAUGCAUCUCGUGAGGACGUGAAGAAUGCUCUCAGGAAGUUGGACGGAGCCGACCUAAACGGUCGUAAGCUGAGGCUGACGGAGGAUCGCGGUGGCCACUCUCGCCACAGAAGCCGCUCUCGUUCAGGGUCGAGGGAUCGCCGAAGGUCAGAGUCGAGGUCAAGGUCGCGCUCUCGCAGCCGAGACAGGGGCAGGUCUCGCUCUCCUGACUCCAAGUCCCCCGGAGACGACAAGAGGGGGAGGAGUCGUAGCCGCUCGAGGUCGAAGGAUGGAUCGGAAACGAGACGCUCACGUUCUCGCAGCAAGUCUCCUGUCGACAGAGCCACCGAGACUGGGAAAGAUGAGCGGGCCUCUCGCAGCAGGUCCCGGAGCCGUUCCCCCGAGAAAGAGCGUCCCCGUUCCAAGUCACCAGACAAGAGGAAGAGUGGUUCUCCAGCUCAGGAUGAGAUGAGGUCUGGCAGCCCCUCCCCCACUCCCGUUGCCAAGGACAACGGACCCGAGGAGUGA